AGAGUCAAAGACCGCCAGCGCACAAUCCAGCGCUGAGAGCCAUCGAUGAGGAAGUGUAAUUGAACCUGCGAUGUGGAGGGAGGGAAGCAGCUCGUCUGUGUAGUUCCUGGAGAGAGCGUCUCCCAUCAAAACGCGCGGACUGGGUGACAAUAUCGUACUGGGAAUUACCGGAAUGUCAGGGGAAUAAAAUCAGUUAACAUGUGCCUUAUUGGCACCGAGGCGGUGCCACCUCAGCGGUAAGUGGAGCGAAAGAAGGAGGAGGAGGAGGAGGAAGAGGAGGAGGAGGAGGGGGGUAGACAGCCUGGCAGACAGGUGCGCGGCUCCACAGUCUGUUUCAUUUUCUCGCGGUCCUAUUAAGUAAUCGAGCCAUGGAUACCCGCAAGGAAAACAAGGUAAGGAAACCCAUAAAACCCAAAGCGACGAAGGGGAAAGAGAAGAAAUACAAAAGGGGGAGAUUUACCAGGAGGAAAUCGCUGCGAUCUUUAGGGAAUUUCAUGGGAAGGAUCCUUAAAACUUUGGGCACUUUGGCGCACUUCGGCGACGCGCAGCCGCCGGACGCGGAGGACGACGACGGCGGCUUCGGGCAAAGCGCGUCGGGGGGGUUCAAACAAGACGACUGUCCGCAGGUCUCCAGGGAGGGGACCGUGAAGAAGAGCUCCACGGUGUCCUCCUCUCACGGCUCGGUCAAAGACAGGCUGUCGUGGUGCUACGGCGACAAGACCCCCGGGGUGCUGGGACUGAAGAACCACGGCAACACCUGUUUCAUGAACGCCGUGGUCCAGUGCCUCAGCAACACGGACCUGCUCGCCGAGUACCUCGGGCUGGAGCAGUACAAGUCGGACUUGUGCUACCGCGGGAGGGUGAACGGGGAGGCGAGAGGCGAGGAGCGGCAGAGCGCCAGGGGAGAGGUGACCGAGCAGCUGGCGUCGCUGGUUCGAGCGCUGUGGACGCUGGAGUACACGCCGCAGCUGUCUGUGGAGUUCAAGAGCAUAGUGGCCAAGUACGGAUCUCAGUUUCGGGGAAACUCUCAGCAUGAUGCCCUCGAGUUCCUCCUCUGGCUUUUGGACAGAGUUCAUGAAGAUGCUAAUUCCAGCCCAAACAACAACAGCAACAGCAGCAGCAGCAAGACCAAAGCCAACGCCAAGGGACCCAGUUCAUUGGAGGAUCCUGCCAGUCCCAGUUCAGCCAACACACAGCAGCCUCGAGAUCGGCACAGUUUUGUCCAGGAACACUUCCAGGCUCAGUACAGGUCUUCUCUGACGUGCCCUCAUUGCCUUAAGCAGAGCAACACCUUCGACCCGUUUUUAUGUAUCUCCCUGCCGAUCCCCCUACGACAAACCAGGUCGAUGUGUGUGACACUUGUGUUCAGUACGAAGGGUCAGCGGUACCUGCGGGUGGGGUUGGCUGUACCUCUCUUUGGUUCUUUGUCCUGCCUGAGAGCCAUGGUGGCAGAGGAGGGCAACAUCUCCCCGGACCAGGUCAUCCUGUCAGAGUUGUAUUCCACAGGUUUCCAGCGUUCCUUUUCGGAUGAUGAUGACCUGACCGCAAUUGCUGAUAGCGACGUCGUCUACGCCUUUCAGGCUCCUCCCCUCCAUAGUCGUGGAGGCUCCACCACACCGCACUCAGGGUAUCACCACAGCCUCCCCUCCUCCCCCUACACCUCUAAGGCUGGACCGGAUGGUCAGAGGUUACCUCCGUCUGGCACCCUCUCCUCUGAAUACCUGAACCAGGGCGGCUCCACCAAGGUCCUCCUCCUCAUCUGCAACACAGCAGGAUCUGGCCAGCAGGCUGUCCGAUUUGGACCUCCAUUUCUCAUGCGUGAGGACAGGAGCAUCUCCUGGGACCAGUUGCAGCAGAGCAUCCUCAGCAAGCUCUAUUAUUUGAUGCUGAAUGGAUCUCAGGCUCAGAAUGCCGGGGUGCUGUUUAAGGUCAGAGUGGUGGGGGUAUCAGCAGUCUACAGCUACCUGUCCCCGCAGGACAGCAGACCACUGUACCAUCCUGCAGUUGACAGAGCUCUGAAGUUCUGUGGCCCUGGGGGACCUGCCCAUGUGAAGCUUGUCAUUGAGUGGGAGCACAAGACUAAAGAAUGUCUGUUUGGCAGCAUCCAGGAGGAGGUGGUAAAAGAUGCAGAGAGUGUGAGAAACCAGCAGCAGCAGCAUCUGCAGCAGCAUAGCUGUACCUUGGACGAGUGCUUCCAGCUAUAUACCAAAGAAGAACAGCUUGCCCCAGACGAUGCCUGGAAGUGUCCCCACUGUAAGCAGCUUCAGCAGGGCAUGGUGAAGAUGAGCCUGUGGACUCUCCCUGACAUACUGAUCCUUCAUCUCAAGCGCUUCCGACAGGUGGGCGAACGGAGGAACAAGCUGUCAACCCUGGUGCGUUUCCCCUUGACUGGUUUGGACAUGGCCCCCCAUGUAGUAAAGAGGAGUCAGAGUAUAAGGAACCUGAACUUAGGGGCUUGGCCACCUUCCUGGAAGCAGCCCUCAGGCCAACACCACCAACCUGCUGACAUGAUCCUCCCCCACGACUAUCUGUACGACCUUUACGCUGUGUGUAACCAUCAUGGAGGAAUGCACGGAGGACAUUAUACUGCCUACUGUAGGAACUCAGUGGAUGGACAGUGGUACAGCUACGAUGACAGCAGUGUAGACUUGGUGCCAGAAGAAGAAGUAUGUACCCGAGGAGCUUACAUCCUUUUCUACCAGAGACGCAACACCAUUCCUCCAUGGUCGGCCAGUUCCUCCAUCAGAGGAUCCACAAGUUCAUCAAUGUCAGACCACUGGCUAAUCCGGCUGACAGGGGACAGUAAGAGAGGCAGUCUAGUCUCUCGAUCUUCCACCACCUGCCCAUCUUCCAUACCUGACUCGCCUGAGUCUCCAGUCUUCCUUGAAAAUUGUACUAAGGAGGAAAGAGGGGGGUUUGAGAGCAGGCCAUUAAUCAGGGGUCUUCAGGGACGCAGCGUGAGCAUGAGAGCCCCCAGCAAGACCAAGGACACCCUGAGCAAAGUGCUUCCCCUCCGCUGGUCCUUUGGUUCAAAGGACAGACGGAAACCUGACCCAGUACCUCCAUCUGUCCAAGAUCCUGCCCCUGUGGAGCUGGUACAGUACUUGGAAUCUGGCCGGCGGCCCCGGUGCACAAAGGAUUCAAUAGUAACAUUGAUGAGCGAACCACGCAGCACAAAGGAAGCUGCUGAUGGCCAGGCUGCAACCAAUCUCCGAUCUUCCAGUCUUGGGAGCAUAAGUUGUGUUGGUAAGGCAGGAGACGAGUAUCCACAAGUCCCAGAGGGCCAGAGGAGGCCAUCAGAUAAGACAGCCAGCUUGAGACGCAGCAAGGGGAGCCAGACAAGAGAUGAGAGCAUUACAAAUAUCAGCAGUAGCUCCAGCAGCAACACCCUCACCAGGAAGAAGGAUGCCAGGAGGCAGAGCUCCUCCAAAGCUCCCCAGGAUACUGAGACAAAAAAGAGUUCCAGUGCUGGAGUUCAGCCCAGCUACAGUACUCCCAGCCUUCAUGAUGGUACUCUGAGAAGACAAAAGGGGGACAGGGCUGAUAGGGAACACCACGGUACAUAUGAAGGAAACUCUAAGACCAAGAAAGGGGACGUGCCCAAGAGCCAUGAGGGACUACUCUCCUUCUUCAAAGGUAACUUCCUGAAGAAGGAUAAGGACUCGAGGAAGUCUAAGGAGGGUGAGCCACAGAAAGGAGGAGGUGAGGAAGGAGGGAGAAGGACCAUCUCUAGGCUGUCACUGUCCAACGGAACAGCAGGAGGAGGAACUGGGGUGGAAGGAGGCAAGUCUAAUGGAUCAGGCCAUCGUGAUGAGCUGGCAAAUGGGAAGGUGGGACGAACCACGGCUGACAUCAAACGCUCCCAGAGCUCCUCCAACAUCCCCACCAAAGCGGAGCAUAGCAUGCGCAGGACAGCAUCUUUGCAUCGUAAUGGGAUGUCUACAGCCCCAGCACCAUCACGUAGCCUGACUUCAGACAAACCCUCUUAUGGCACCCUGCAGAGGACUCGUUACAGCACAACCUCACUGGGACGCAAAAGGACAGUCCCUGAGUCCAGCUUCUGACCCAGAGAUAUUUAUCACAUUCACACAUACACAAAGCCUUUUAUCUGUCAUACAGUGAAUGACGUCCAAUCUCUGACAUCAAAGCAAUAGAGCUCAGUUCACAGUGGUAUGCCUUUUUGUUCCCUGAAAUUGAACUGGCUGAAAUGGUUUGCACCAUGGAGUUGAGAGACAUGAAGCAGAUGAAGGUCCUUAAAUGCUGGGAUAUAAGGAGCAGAAUUAAAUGUCCAUCAAACGUUAGAGGGAGUCCAUUUUUAUUCUGUUUUUUAUAACUUAAAACAAGUGCCUGAGCAAUGAAUAUGCAGUUUAGACCAAUGAGUUUGUCUGUUUAGCACUGGAAGCAUGGAAUCGCUUACACAAACACAUGCACAUACAAGCAUACUAUCCACAUUUGUGUCUUAUUACUGUGGUUUGAGUGUUGGAAUUCAUCAUUCCAUUUUGAAUUCUUAUGGUUGUGUGCUUACAAUCAAGGCACACUGAUUGUGUUCAUUUAUAGGACUGUAAUGUGUUCACUUGAUUAAUGUUGGUCCUUUAAGCUGCAGUUUCUGAUUAACAUCAAUUAUCCAUCUUUAAUCCCUUGUUUAAUGUUUAUUUAAAGUUCAGAAUGGCCUUUUUUUUUAUGAAGCAUUGAAUUAUCCCUAUGUGACCUACACUGCAGUUGUUGUUUAUCCCGAGUUUAACCUGCAUUGGAAGUACCAUGACCUCUAACUGUAAUAACUCACUGGGAUUGGUAUUCUGUAGACUCACUGACCUUGGUCUCUUAAUCAUUGUUUGGCAAAGUUUCCCUACUAGGACCAGUAGCGCUUUCACUUUAUAGCUGAGCCUGAUUAACCUCCCUGUGACGGAAGUGAAUUUAGAAAAUACUUUUGUCUGCUGUGAAGUGUUAUAUUAAUGCAGAUGGAUAAUGUUUUACACCUUUUAUAUAACAUCUCUUAAUCAUACUGAAUGCAUUCCGUAUUUUUUUCUUCUACUAUUUGGUGUAAUCACCUUAUUUAAUUGUUUCUUCGUUUAUGAUUCCCUGUGAUUUCCAGAAGGUAUCAACCAUCACACAGUUAAUAAGGUUAGCUGUGUUAUAGGAAGGUUGUGACCGGAAUUAGCACCAAAAAAGAGUGGGAGUUUUUCUCCUGCAUCUCAUGCUGUUCUACUGAAGCUGUGGUUGCUAGAAAAAUGUUCCCUCUUACAUGAUUUUUGAUCCACAUUUUUUUAAUGUGCCAUCAAAGGGGCAACUCUAGGAAAUUACUCCUUGGUAAUUGAUUUUUGUGAAUUUUCACCUGUUAGUUCAUAGCCUAACAUUGACCAAAUUUGACCAGUGUUCAGAAAAAGAGAAAUAAAAAUAAUACUCCACAAAAUGCCAAAAAGGGGGAAAGUUGGUCAGUGUUUGGAGUUUUACCUUUAUUAAUUCCUUCUUUAAACAGUCGAAGCCCAGAUUAAAACAAAUUUAAAAAUGAGAAAUAGAAGACACAUUUUUAUUUUUCCUUUUUAUGUAAGCAUUUACUGUGUUUACUUUACACUAUACCUAGCUGUCAACUAGUGUGUCUGUUUGUACACCUUCUUGCAGCACAAUACAUCCCUUAAAAAUGCAUUCAGUCACAAAUGUAACUAUUUGUUCAGUCAAUAGUAGUGUCCCUCCAGCUGGAUGGCCCACAGAAAACAAUUUUUAACGUUAAAGACAAGACUAAGCUCCACCCAUGGUCCCACCUCCCAGUCUGUGAUUGGACAGUUUUUCAUUUUGGCAUGGACAAUGAGUUUCUAUUUCAAAAAAGAAAAAGCUCCCCUUAGCCUCCUCGUGAAAACUAAUGAGUGCUCUGCAUUUAGUAUUUGCAGGUCUCUCUCUCAAGUUCUUGCAGUUCCCUUUGUGAAUCCGGCAUAAUGAAGGUUUUGCUGUGCACUUUUCACAGGGUAGAGUAUUAUAAUAAACUAUGAUAAUGUUCAUGUCCUGAGAGAUUAAUUAAUGCUCUCUGCAAAAUUUAUUUUUGGGAACAUGCAAGCAUAUUUAAUUUAAUUUCAUGUAAUCUGUGUUAUUUUUGCUGAAUUGGACCAUGUUUUUUUUCCAGUAUGAACUUGCUUCCAAUUUAAAUGGUUAGUUGUUUACUGUUAUGAAAUACACAGUAAAACUACACUCUAAAGUCACUUACAAAACUGGUGGAGGAAAGCAGAUUGUUAAUUUCAUUUUCCUGGCACAGAUGUCCUCAGCCACAUAAUUGAGAUAUUAUAUUAUAUAUAUUUAAUAAGCAGCCUCCAAAAUUGCUGUGCUAUAACUGAACAGUCAAUAUAUUGGGAUGGAGUAUUCAGUCCAGUGGACCAGUUAUCCACUUGUAGAAUGUAAAAGACAUAGCAUAAUCAUCACAUCUUAGAUAAUCUUUUGUUUAUAUACAUGCAGUCAGUUGACUGCAUAAAUUAAAAAAAAAAAUGUAUUAAAACAUUAGAAAGAGGUAGUUUAUUCACAUCAGCUAAACUAUGUCCGAUCACGUAUUGACAGUAUUCACAUUUGAAUGUGAGUAUGAUAUGCCUUCAAUUACAGUUUUUUCAAAAGUGUAACAGCAGCCUUCAGAAUUCUCUUUUGACUCAGUCUUAAUGAGAACAAGUAACCCCACAAAGUCACCUAGAUUGAGAGACUCUGCACAAACAAAACCAGAGUUAAAAAUUUGCUGCAAAUAGUGUAUAUUAUUCAAGGCUUUUCAUGAUGCCUCACGUCGAUCUUACAUUAAAUCCCAGUUCAAAGAAUAUCACUGUUACACUUUAAAGUUAACAAGCAUGUUGUUUUUAUCGGGAAGGAUACCUAUGAAAAUCAAAGAGUUGAAGCAAAUGGAAGCCAGUUUUCUAUGCAGAUCAUCAGUUUGUAGCUCAUUGCGUUUUAUUAACACGUUGAACACUUGAAUUAACAAUUUAUCAUGUUUAUGCCAAGGAUAAAAGCUUCUGUUUCUUAUGAACGACGAUACUAAAGAGCGCUCUGCUUUCGAGUCUGUGACGCGUGAAAUUCUUUAUUUCAGAGGGGAAGGUUAGGUAUCACAUAGUGCAGCCAUUAUUUUAUGUGUUAGGAGAUGUCUACUUUCCCUACUAAAUAACUCUCCAACUGCUUCAACUAGUUGUACUGUUUGCGUUUUAUGUUAGAUUUUACUAGCCAAAUCAGGGAAACUCAAUGACUAAAUUUUCCAGAAUGUAAUGGGCAGCCAUGAAAGAAAAAAAAAAUAUUUUUUUUAAAAAUUCUAAUAGUAAAUCUUUAGAUUCCUUUUGCCUCUAGUUUAAUUCUCAACACCUAUAUUGUACAAAACUCUUAAACAACAUUCAUACAUUUUCUUAAAAGGGUGCCUGAGAUUUCCCCAAAACGUUACUCACAGAUAGCAUCAUCAUUUAACGGUCUUGCAGAUAGAUGUCUAAUGUUUCUAUUGUUAUCCUCAAACCAAAAAGGCCAUGCUGACAAGGAAUUAAUUUUGCUGGAGGCAUUAGUCAUAGCUUUGAUUAAUGGAACACUUUGUUGGAAAAAGCCUUUUUCUUUUCAGCGUGAUUUUUUCAGAAUAUUUUUUAUUUCUGCAACAAAUUAGUAAAAAUAUGUGGGGUGUGUGUUGAUUCAACUACUAAGACAAUGUACUGAGUGUGUUGACUCUCACACAACCCUUAAAAGAACACACAUUACAUUAUUACUUUCAGUGAGCUCUAAUUUAUUUUUAUUUUGAGCCCUUUUCUAAGUGUCUAAGCAAUAAUAGUUGAAUGUCUUAUUCAUUAGUGUUCUGAAGUGCUGUUAUGAAAUAAAACUUGUUCUUUGAGAGGGCGCAUGGAAAGUUGAAGAAGCCAAACAGCAGAUGUUCAAAUCAAAACUCAACACUCAAUACAUUAUUAAAUCACAAAGUGAGAUACUUGUGUUUCUCCCUUUAAUGUAACCGUACAAUGAACCGUAAAAAUGAAUUCAGAAAAAGGCUGAAAUUACUACAAUCACAUAGUUGUUAAAAUAACACACUGUAGCCAGAGAUUUGUGCUCUUAAAAGCCGAGUGCCCAUGAAUUGCAGGGACAGGAUGACAGCUGUGGCUUUGUAUUAAGCUAAAUUAAUGUAUGUAUUCAUAUUGACGCUCUAUGUUGUUCAUACUGAAAUUGUGUGAAUUAAUGCAUGAAAAAUCAGUACUCUUAGUAUACUGUCUAGAGCGCCCAGAGAGGAUUAAAAAUAAUUCAAAUUGUGGAAUAAUUUCUUCACCUUCUUUAAAUAUAUAAAAUCUAUGAAUCUGAAUGAGAAAAAAAAUACACACUUUUACAAAGCUGACCAUUUCCAUCUUUUCAGUACAUUUUCCUACAUCCAGCGUAAAACACCAAGUCAAAGCACAUUCAGAAGUAGCAAAUAAUCACUGAUAAAUUGACUUGUAUUUUGUUUUUCUGAAUACAGUUUAAAUUAAAUUAAAAAGGUUGUUUCUGGUUUUCUUUGCAUGGCUCAAUCCACUAAUGGCCACAUAAUAUACACAAUGUUUACUCUGCCAAACUGAGCACUGCUGUUGAUUGUUAACACAAUUUUUGUGAAAUGUGGUUUGAAGAUGUUUUUAUAUGCAAUUUUUCUACAUUUUAUUAAAAAACAAAACAAAUUGAUGUAUAUAUUUGUGGAUACACACAGGUAGAACUUUGUGGGUGUGUGUGUGAAAGAGAGAGAGAGAGAGAGAAUAAAUAAGCUUAUUAUAAAUGACAUUUGACCUGUUGCUUUCAUAAGGAUGUAACAAGUAUGCUUUCACUGUAAAACAACAGUUUCUGCCAGAAUUGUCUGUACAUGAUGGUAUAUUAUUUUAUUUUUCAAUACAAUAAAUAAAAAAGGAAUUAUUUAUGA
Molecule: messenger RNA, 8863 nt
Organism: Dicentrarchus labrax (European seabass)
Lineage: Eukaryota; Metazoa; Chordata; Actinopteri; Moronidae
Gene: usp43a
Product: ubiquitin specific peptidase 43a
Exons: 16
Coding region: 369-4064 (1231 amino acids)
Biological process (GO): protein deubiquitination
Molecular function (GO): cysteine-type deubiquitinase activity
Source: RefSeq, a predicted model, not a curated record